AUGUCAGGCAAGGAGGGGAUUGAUCAUCGAAAAUACGGCUUUACGAAAUAUACGACAACUACUUCUCCCGAUGGCUGCAUCCCAGAUGGUGCUGAAUUCACUGUUACCCUUUACAACACUGAUCACAAAGAAACAUGUAAAUUUACGGCUUAUUAUCAUUCACCAUCAACUUAUGAGCAAGUUUUCAAAGAAGCACGGUUUAAAACGUUACAAUGGGUGCCUUAUAAGCUAGAUCCUAAUGUGCCUAUCAAGGAAUUUUUCGAUGAUUUUUUUAAAUAUACACCUGCAGUCGGUUUGAUAUCAACAAAAAAAUAG
Adineta ricciae is the source of this 315-nucleotide messenger RNA. Lineage: Eukaryota; Metazoa; Rotifera; Eurotatoria; Adinetida; Adinetidae. The record is from the annotation of a GenBank genome assembly.